UCAACUAUCCGUGUGAAAACCGCAGCUCACAAAGCAAUCACUUGUCACAAAAGCUAUCGUGACGACUUCGAUGAUCUAAGUCAGCCCUUGUUCAAGAUGUUUACCAACAUCGCAACCCAAUCCCCAUCGCAGGCCGGCAUACUUCGUGGCCAUGCAUUGAGUACUACUCUGCUACGACCGGUCGGGGCUUCGCUGUCCAAAUCACGCCCCGGGCAACAAACCCGUGGCUUUCGCUUCGGCAUAUGGUCAUCAUACCUCGAUCCCGAAACCCAACGUGAUUUGCGUCGUCGCCAUCGUAUGCUGAAGCACAAGUAUGCUGAGACAAUCAUCCGCCGAUUGAAGUGGGACCAUAGCCCUUUGUCCGAAGAUCCUCGAGCUAUACUCCGCCGCGUUGUGGGGCGUUACUGCUAUCCGGCCGAUGUCCACACCAGUCGUGGUGUUAGUAGUGACAGAUCGGCGCGCUGGUAUGGCAACAUACCCAGCGGCGAUAACGCAGAUGAUGGCCGAGCCAAGGCUUCUUCGAAUAAUACAUUUGGGGGCCAGUUCGAUUCGUGGAAGUCAGAGCUGGAUAGUAUGGUCAACUCUUGGACGAAGCAAGCGAACAAGGCUGCGACACGGGCAAAGUCUACUUCCACUCCAGAGGCAAGAUCCCAACAGGGCAACACUGCCAGUCCGAUCCAGGUCGGAGAGGACUAUGUAAUUGAUCCUAUCACGAACCGCAAGGUCAUGAAGAAAAGCUAUGGCUCCUUUGAGAGUGCACCAGAAGCAACACCUGCCGAAACGUUCAAGUCCUACAGAUCUCAAUUCGCCAUGUUUAUCCCGCCAAACAUCAGCGGUCCAACCAACCAGCAGCCCGUCUACUCGGAUGGACCACCUCCCCCUGAGGAACUGACCAAGUAUAAUGAUGUGGAUGUUGAUGCGGCAGCGGAUCGACUAGCGUCCCUAGAUGUUGAAACUCAAAGCGAGGAGUACUCGUUGAAUCAUCUUCCACCAGAGGAGGCCGCCGAAAUUCGAGAGGAUGUCGACAAGUACAACGCAUCUGAGUAUGAUCCAGUCCAAUCGUCAGGAGAGACGCACACCCAAAAGUAUGAUGAUCUUCACAAGUACAACCCAUCCCAAUACGACGAGGUCCAAGCGACCUUGGAGGAACCCGCCGAGAAGUAUGAUGAUCUCCACGAAUACAAAGCCUACAGGUACAACGAAUCGGCAACCCCAGCUAAGGACCCGUCACUGGCAUACGAUGACUUACACAAAUACAGGCCUUACGAACACAAUGAAAGCGCCCAAGUUGAGAGGUCUACACCGCAGUAUGCGGAUUUGGACAAAUAUGCAAAUUUUGAGCAGGACGAGGAGCUCAAUACUGAUGUUGCCGAGGAGAAGUAUAAGGACCUGGACAAGUACAGACCAUCGGUAUUCUCAGACCGCGCCAGGGUUGAAGAGUCUCCGGCAGCUUAUGAAGAUUUAGACAAGUACAAUCAGCCGUUCCAUCAUGAAGAAGGGAAGGCACCAUCUGAAGCGCAGCAGAAAUACGAUGACCUGGCCAAGUACCAGCCCAGGGAGUUUGAUGAUCCUGUAGAGAAACCGUUUGAGCAAUAUGGCGAUUUGAACAAGUACAAGGCGUUUAGAUUUCAGGAGCCCGAGGGCAAAGCAGUUCUAGAGAAAGAUAUUGUUGACGCCUGUCUGAAGGAUUUUGAUGCAAAGAGUGAAACAUGGGAGCACCUGGAACGGUCCCUUUCAAAACACAUCGCAGCGUCAGACGCAGCUGAUAGAGAAGCGAUUGCUAAUGUGCAAUUAUCGCGGCAGAGAUCCAGUGCCCAACGGAAGUCAGGGAUGACGGGCAACUUUGUCCGUGAUUUCCCAGAGGAGUUCUCGAGCACGUGGAGCGAAACUGCUACCGGACUCCAACAAGAGGCCAGCGCGUAUGAGCAGCAAGUCCAAGCUCGUGUGCAGAACGCCGAAAAGACCUAUUCCGAGAGCCUCUUCAGGACAGCUAAUAGCGCAGUUCUGCAACCGGCGUUGGAUAGGCAACCCCAGUCUAAGGUUGACACUACAUUGAAGCGCAGUAGGAAACUCAAACGUCAAACACCUACCUCACAAAUUGAGAUUGACCCUUAUUCGAGGCCAGGCCCGUUGGAGACGAGCUAUGCAGAUGAAUGCGGAUCUGAUUCGAGUGGUCCUAGUUACGUCAGAAACUAUGGCAGCUAUGUCAAGCCCGUCGAGGAGCAGCCCAAGUUCCCCGAGCCGUUCUCGGCGGUAUCACUUGACCAGCUUGUCGACAAUAUCUCAUCAUCGCAAUCAGCCCAAGGGACAAAAUCAUCCACGAUAUCAACAUCAACAGCAGCAGCCAGCGCCGCCAAUACCACCAAUGCCGCAUCCACAUCUUAUUCCACAAUCAACGCCAAACCAACAAUCUACAAGAUCUUGGCCUACGACCCCACAAUGCAAAACGUCAGUACCGCCGAGACGACGUCGGUGGUGCCGGACCAGGCCUCCCCUCUGACACCCGCAGAGGUUCUCCUCCGCCUCUCUAACCCGAUCAAGUUCUUCCCACACUUCGCGCCGUUGGCAACACAGGGCUUUGAGAUUGUCUCGGGGAGCGGGGAUGUGCUCGUGUUCCGUAAGACCCGAGAUGUUGUAUCCCCAAAGAAAUCAGAAUACCAGGUACCGGUCAACCCCAUUGACAUGAUGGGCAAGCCUAUGCCCGCAUUCCCGCGCGCCGCGGCGUUUGCGAGCCCGACGGGCUUCGUGAAUUAUGAUUGCCCCCCGUCGUCGUCGAGUGCUGUUGCUGAAAGUGAAGAGGUACAGAAGUCCGAGGGGUUCAAGUCUAGUAUCCACGUGAGACGCGAGGAGCCCGUCUUUAAUGGUCCCAAGACCACUCCGUCCGAACACAGCUCCAGCAGAGAGAGAAGGAAAAAGAGGAGCUUCACCAAGAGGAUCCUGAUCGGCGGCGUCUCGGUCGCUGGUCUGUCGUACGCCCUAGGUGUCAUUGGGGAAUAUUUCGCCACGGGUGGCGCGGACGGGAGGGGACCGACUGGCUUCUGAAAGGGAUCGCUCCGUCCUCAAGGGUGCUUUGAACCAAGCUCGGAAUGCGGCUGUUCUGUCGUACCAGAAAACGAACAGAAGGUGUAAUUAUAGUUUCUUAGGGGAUUUCAGCUCAAAGGGUUGGGUUACCGGCGUUGGACUUGGAAUUGUGGAUGACUUGGGGAACA
Molecule: messenger RNA, 3209 nt
Organism: Truncatella angustata
Lineage: Eukaryota; Fungi; Ascomycota; Sordariomycetes; Amphisphaeriales; Sporocadaceae
Exons: 1
Coding region: 97-3042 (981 amino acids)
Source: RefSeq, a predicted model, not a curated record